Molecule: messenger RNA, 3484 nt
Organism: Dermatophagoides pteronyssinus (European house dust mite)
Lineage: Eukaryota; Metazoa; Arthropoda; Arachnida; Sarcoptiformes; Pyroglyphidae
Molecular function (GO): protein binding
Source: RefSeq, a predicted model, not a curated record
CUACCAAAAUUCAAAAGCAAGGUCAAAUCUACAACUAUCAUCUAUCACAAACGCCUACCAAAAUUUUGUGUCUAAUAAGAAUUUUCAUAAACAUUAUCAAUAUUUUUUAAAUGUAUAAAUAAUCGACCAAUACAUUCGUGUGUGGUCCAAAGUAUUAGUUUUUUUGGUUGUUGUUGUUCCCUUCCAUCAUUCGGUCGAUGUUCUCUUAUGGUGGUGGGUUUUUCAUUUCAUUUUUACUUGUGGUGUGGUCGGCUUUUUUUUCUACCAAGCUAACCAAUAUAUUAAACAAUAAUUUACAUCAAAUUGCUAUUCAUCCAUUGCAAUUAUCGUCCAUCAUCAACAUUCAAAUUCAUAAUCAUAAUAUCAACAAAUGAAUUAUGUGUACAAUAAAAAAAUGGCAACAUCAAAUACAGCUAUGGCCACAGUAGUAGUAUCAUCAUCAUCAAUAUCAUUGAAUGAUAUGAAUAAUGUUAAUGAUAAUGGUAGCUGUGUUACAACAACAAGUACAAUAAGUUGCGGUAGUACAAGUAGUUCAAGCGGACUUGGUCUUGGUACCGGAUCCGAUAUAUCAUCAUCAUCAUGCGGUGAUUAUCAAACAUUUCCACCUCCACCACCACAUUUACAAUUUUCUCAACAACAACAACAUCAAAAACAUCCACAUCAUGAUCAUUUGGCUAUAGCUACUGGUAAUAAUUUGCCUACACAAACAAAUCGUAUGUCAAUAUCUUCAUCAUCAACACGUCCAUCAUUGUAUUCCCCAUUUAUAUCAUCUGGUUCACCAUCAGCAUCAUCAUCCACAUCAUCAUCAUCAACAUCUAGUUCCGGUAGUGUUGGAAAUGUUGUACAUCAACCACAUCCAAUAGUAUCAUCAAAUUAUACUGCCUAUCAGAAUAUAUCAAAUCUAUAUUCCACAUAUGCUGUACCAAGUCAAUUAUUGCAUAAGAAUCCUCAUACAUCUGUUCAAUGUAUUAAUUUAGAAUUGGAAAAAGAUGAUAAAGGUGAAUUAGGUAUAUUUAUUACUGGUCGACGUGCAGCUGAUGGAACUUUAGGUUAUGUUGUAGCCGGUCUUGAAACUGGAAGUCCAGCACAUAGAUGUGGUCAAAUUGAAAAGAAUGAUGAAGUAUUAACAAUUAAUGGAAUAUUAUUACGUGGAUUAAAUGUAAAUGAUGCUCUACAUCAUCUUAAAUCGCCGGAAAAACUUGUCCGAAUUGUUCUUGUCAAACAACGUUCAUUGAUUAUUACAUCACCAACAUCAUCAUCAUUGAUUAAUCAACAACCAACUGGACAACAAUUAUAUUCGGCAAUUUAUCAGAAUCCUAAACAAUUGUAUUCGUCAACGGCAACCAUACAACCAUUACCACCACCGCCGCCUUCAUCAACAUCAUCGGCAUCAUCAUCAUCAUCGAUAACGAAUCUAAUUAUUCCAUCUGAUAUAAAUAAUUUAUUAUUGAGUCAAACGACAAUCAAAAAUGAUUCAUCAUCUAAUCAUCAAUUAAGUGGUGAAAUCGAUCUGGAUAAGAUGGCUUUGAUAACCAUUUCGAAUGAUGAUUAUAAUAACAAUAAAAAAUUAGUUGAAAAAUCAUCGUCUACCUCGAUCAAUCAUCACAAUAAUAACAACGCCUCAUCAUCGAUCACAACAGGGAAUAUGUCGAAUAAUAAUAAUAAUAAUGAUAAUAAUAUUCAAUCAUCAUCGACAGCAACGUUGACAAGAUCUACAUCGGCACCAUCUAAAUCAAAAAAAUCACUUGGUGCACGUUUAGCAUCAUUGUUGAAUCGUAAAACUACCAAUACCAAUUCAAUGAUGUCUAGAAAAUCUAAUAAUAAUAAAAAUCAUACAUUACCAACAUCGUAUUCUACAUCAUCGAUAUCGACUUCAACAUCCAAUAAAAAUAAUAAUAAUGAUGAAACAAAUAAUAAUGAUAUUAUCAUUGGUUAUGAUGGAAAUUAUAUACGUACACCGAAAAUUCGUUCCAAAUCUAUUGGUAAUAUGUCAUCAUCGAUAUCCGUACCAAAUGGUUUAGGACCAAACAAUACUACUAGCACUAAUAAUAAUAAAAAAGUGCAAAUUAUUACCGAUAAAAAUAAUGAUAAUAAUAAUAACAAUAUUAAUGGCAACAUUACGAUGAACAUUGGUUAUCCUGAUAAUUCAACAUCAUCAUCAUGUAAAUUACGUUAUAUAUCAUUAAACAAUGUUGCUGGUAAUUCAAUUUAUGGCCAUUUUAGUGGCCCAAACAACAACAACAAUAAUAAUACUGCAGUGCAAUAUUCACAACCGAUUCCUUCAACAACAACAACAGCGAGACAACAUCAAGAUCGUUUAUACAAUCCAUAUGUGGCCUUUAAACAACUUCAUGUACAACAACAGGUCAACCAACAAAAUCAUCAUUAUCAUCAGCAAAAUUUUCAUAAUCGAUCGACAUUCGAUAAUGGUUCAGUGUCUCCAUUGAGCCAAGCAUUAUGUACAUUACCACGAACAAAUAAACCAAAACAUUUGAAUUUGAUAAACACGACAAUGAUGGCUGAACCGAAAAAAUCAAACUGUGUUGCCAAUAACAGUGGUGGUAAUAAUAGUGAUCUAGUCGAUAGUGAUCAACAUAAACAAAAAAAUUCAACAUCAAAAGAUCCGUGCAUUAGUUAUGCUGAAAGUUUACUAUCACCAACAAUGAUACAGCCGAUCAUAUUUCCAUCGAUACAAGAUAAUAAUAAUAAUAAUAAUGGUUCUGGUGGUGAAAAUUAUGGCAAAUUGAAUAAUGGUGGUGGCCGUAUCUAUGUUCGAAUGAAUCGACAAUCUAGCCAUCAUGAGAAUAAUAAUCAUUAUAGUAAACAACAUCAUUCAAUGACAUUAAAUCCAAAAAAUAUGACCGAACAAAAUGGCCAUCAUUAUCAACAACAAAAUAGUUCUGAACCACAAACAAUUACAUUUAGAAAAGGGCCAGAUUGUAAAGCUCUUGGCUUUUCUAUUGUUGGAGGUAUCGAUUCACCUAGAGGUGAGAUGUCCAUCUUUGUUAAAACGGUGUUUCCUGAAGGUCAAGCUGCCGAAUCAGGCCAACUUUCCGAAGGUGAUCAGAUAUUGUCGAUUAAUGGCCAAUCGACUGAGAAUCUUACACAUGGCGAAGUGUUACAAAUGUUUAAACGUGUCAAACAAGGCGAAAUUGUAUUACAAAUAUUGCGACUAAAUUCGGCCAUGAAACAUUCAAAUAAAUGCUAUCCAUCUACAGUCGCUAAUGGUGGUGGUGUUACAUUGUCCAGAUCAUGUUUUGAUCUAGAUUUGAUUACCGGUAAAUAAUGUAUCUAGAAAAACUGGUCUCCAAUAAAUGAUGUCCAUAUACGACAUAAAACAAAUGCCAUUCGUGAUAUACACAAACACUCAUCAAUAUCGAAAGACGACUAAGCCAAUAUUGGACGCCAUUUCGAUCUUUAUCAUCCUUUCAUCUUGAUUUUUUUUCAACCAUUUCAAAUUCUGAUGGAUCUCGACAGCAACAAU